GCCUGACUUCUGCUUCAGCAGCCACUAGUACUGCAGCUAGGACGUCUCCCGUGCGAUCUAGAGGGCUGCGUUAGAUUUUACGACCUUAUCAGAGCUUGCCGACAGUGUGCCAAAUUGGCCAUGUCUUAUCAAACGCCGAGUCGCGAUCAACGACAAGUGGCAGGCCCCAGUCGUCCUCGUGCGGCCUCAAGGUCCACGAUGCGACCAUCAACGGAGGAUUCUACAUCACAACUACCUACACACAUGCCAAAUAUGUUUCAGCCUCGAGUUGUCCGAGGGACGGUACCGCAUUCAGGAGCCUCGAUUCCACCAUCUGCGUCACAGUAUGCGUCGCCAAUGAAUGGCUUGUCUUCUUCGCCAUCUCCUGGUGGACGACCGCCUCGCACGAGAAGACCUAGCUCGACGGCUGUGAGCGCUGCUGCCGCUUUAAGCUCUGCAUUAUCUACUUCUCCGCCUCCUGGGCCUGGCUCCGCUGGGUCAUUGACGGCAUACGCGCACCCCUCUUCUUCCCCUGCUUCGUCAAUGCUACAUCCCCACCGGAAAUCAUCUGCCCCAGCUGCAUCUAUAUCUGGCUCGUUCCCAUUAGGAUCUCACGCUGGGUCACUUCAUGCUUUGGAUUCACCUAUUUCCUUCACCCGGCCAUCUUACUUGGAACACUCGGCAUUACGCCGUUACAUUCAAAUAACACCUUACGCCCCCUACACUCCACUGUACACUCAGUCUCAUCAUGCUACAGCAGCAUCAAAUUCUAAUGAUAGCGCUACACGUCAGCGGAGGUCUAGUUUAGCCCGUCGACUUAACCCGGUUUCUAGCGCUAGAACGAGCAGAAUGCUGUUGGAUGAUACUGAUGAUGAUAUGUCUGAGGACGAUGAUCUGCGUAUCCCUCCAACGAAUCGACGGCCAUCAACAAGUGCCCAAGUUCCCACGUCGAAUGGUACCACGGGUCCAUCAGGAAGUUCCUAUGAUGCUGCUCCUGAACAAGUCUUCCAACUCCCAACCCGAUGGAAUCGUGAGGACCGAAGCCCCUCCGUAAAUGUCUCUUCAGAUGGUCGGGAAGUUCAUUUCAAUGGGGUUACAGCAACGGCAGACAAGGAUGCUGCUGCUAUUCGCGCGAAUCAUCCGAUGCCCAGAGCUUGCGGUAUUUACUAUUACGAAGUUGAGAUAAUAAGCAAGGGUCAUAAAGGGCAUAUAGGCAUUGGUUUUGGGACGCGUCGGGUUUCGUUGUCACGUUUACCUGGAUGGGCCCAGCCUAACUGGCAGCCUGAUCUAGGGCACGAGUCAUGGGGUUAUCAUGGGGAUGACGGACGUUCUUUUGCGUCCCAAGACACAGGCUCGCCUUAUGGUCAGAAGUUUUCCACGGGAGAUGUAAUAGGAUGCGGUGUCGAUUUUGUGAAGAAACAAGCGUUCUACACGAAAAAUGGCGCUUUUCAAGGAUACGUAUUCAAUAAUGUUGAUGGGGAGCUGUUCCCAAUGGUUGGGCUCCGGACACAGGGUGAAGCUGUCAAGGCGAACUUUGGUCAUGCACCAUUUAAAUUUGACAUCGAGUCAUUCGUUCAUCUACGACGCAAUGAGGCUUGGGCGGAGAUACAAUCCACGAAUGUAGACUUCCUGCAUACGGAGACCGGGAUGUCGUUCAAAGUGGUUCCUACGCCGAGUCAAGUCCCCACGAAUCAAAUUGUCUUGGAUUAUCUGAGUCAUCAUGGUUUCGGUAGCGCUGCACGAGCCCUCAAGAAGUCUAUCGAAGCACGAGAAGCUCUUGCUCGGGAGAUUCGAGCCUCGGCUGAAUUCCCUAGCUCCUCCGCUCUGUCAUCUCGGUGCACUGCAGUGCCUUCAUUUGCACCUUAUGACUCAGAUGGCAUUGAUGCCCGUCAACGAAUCAUGUCGGCUGUUCUUUCGGGUGAUGUGGAUUUCGCCAUGGAGGAAACGCGAAAGCGGUAUCCAACUGCCCUGGAGGUAGAUGGGGGAUGGAUGCUAUUUAGGCUAAGAUGUCGUAAAUUCGUGGAGCUUCUCCUUGAGGCGUCUGCGGCACUCAAGAUUGCGAAGAAGAUGGAGGCUUAUGAAAUUGGGUUUGGAGAGGCUGUCAAGGAUAUCGUACCCGCAAAGGUCACACCGCGGCCGGUGGAGGGAGUGAGAAGCAUAUCCACAUCGAUUGCCCCUUCAAUUCCUCCCAAAGUGAGCGAGGUGACAGACAGUGAACAAGGCGAGACGGCUGAAAUGGAGGUCCAUCCGCAUGUGGAUGCGGACGCAAUGGAGGUAGAUGAGGUUCCAGGGUUGGAUGGGGUUCCAUUCUCCAUGAUAAGGCCUACCGCUACUCCAUUGAGUACUGCUAACGGUACCACUGCCGUACUUGCCACCGAUGGUACUCAUGCUAUCCCAAUGAGUCAGAAGGCAAGAGAGAAGCAGCCCGAGCGCUUAAUGUCUCUACCCAUCCUUUCCAAUCCUGCUCCAUCCUGCUCCACGGAAGCCGUACUUCCCACUGAACAAAAACCCGACCCACCUUCUCUACCCACACCAGCUGAACUUGCUCUCCAAAACGCACUUAAGUAUGGCCGUGCAUUACACGCGGACUACGUUCACGAUGAGCGAUCCGACGUCCAGAUGUUAUUCAAGAGAACGUUUGCAUUAGUGGCAUAUAAUGACCCCCUCGAGGCUGGAGGCGAAGAAAGUCGGUUUGCGGGGCAAAGGGCGAGGGAAGAACUGGCAGCCGAAUUGAACCGGUACAUUCUCGCUUCACAAGGACGAAAAACCCAGCCAAUUCUCGAACAAUUGUAUCUUCAGGCGAAUAAGACGAUCGUGCAGCUGGGCAUGAGUGGCACAGGAGCAGCUGCCUUCGGGGAUGUUGAGAAAGAGAUUAUUGGUUCGUUAUAGGCUUUUGGAGGUUAAAUCCGCAUGCAUGAUGAUGGCGGAGUAUGGAGAGGCUGGCUAAGGUGACCAUUGUAUUACCAUUGCAUGAGGAAAUGGGCCCGAUGUAAGAGUUUGGGAUUCAAGUUAGCGCCAAGUGAUGGACGAUCUUUCAAGUUAACACAUGUAUGAGCCACUUGAUAUUACACACUAUUUUGCCUCGU
Molecule: messenger RNA, 3065 nt
Organism: Cantharellus anzutake
Lineage: Eukaryota; Fungi; Basidiomycota; Agaricomycetes; Cantharellales; Hydnaceae
Exons: 8
Coding region: 121-2868 (915 amino acids)
Biological process (GO): cytoskeleton organization; cell surface receptor signaling pathway
Cellular component (GO): cytoplasm
Molecular function (GO): protein binding
Source: RefSeq, a predicted model, not a curated record